GUCUGAACUAUACAACAAGAAAAUCAGAGAAGUUCUCACACUGAAACCCCCCUCUCCUCUUCUUCUCAGAUUCUCUCACUCUAAUACGACACCACAGCUCUCCAAAACGACAUGAACGACGACACUCUCCGGCAAGAUUUGGACCCCCAAAGCGACCAAAGCUCCGACUACCUCCCACCUCAGCCCCACCCCCUCCCCUCCCAACAACCCCACUCCAACCCCCGCCGGCCCCGUGGCUUCGCCGCCACAUCCGCCGCCGGAGGCCCCAUCUCUCCCUCCUCCUCCACCAAAGGGAGAAGAGAGAGGGAGAAGGAGAAGGAACGCACCAAGCUCCGCGAACGCCUCCGCCGGUCAAUCACCAGCCGCAUGCUCGCCGGUCUCCGCCAGUACGGCAACUUCCCCCUCCCGGCGCGUGCGGACAUGAACGACGUACUCGCCGCUCUGGCGCGUGAGGCCGGCUGGGUCGUCGAGCCCGACGGCACCACUUACCGCCAGUCGCCGCCGCAAAUUGGAGGAGGCUAUUCCAUAAAUUUGAGGUCGGUGGAGGCUCCGGUGACGAAUGCCGCAGCUCCAUUAGAGUGUCAUCAGCAACCAGUAGUGAGAAUCGACGAGAGCUUGUCGCCGGCGUCGCUCGAUUCGGUUGUGAUUGCUGAGAAGAAUGACAAGUUUUCGACUGGUAGUUCUGUAAUGAACUCUGUGAAUUGCUUAGAGGAGGCUGAUCAGCUCAUGCGGCACAUUCCCUCAGCUACCGAUUUCGCGCCUGCUCCAUAUGUCCCUCUUUAUGUCACACUUGCAACCGGCUUCGUGAACAAUUACUGCCAGUUGGUUGAUCCUGACGGGUUACGGCGGGAGCUAACUCAUUUGCAGUCUUUGAGUGUGGAUGGUGUUGCGGUGGACUGUUGGUGGGGGAUUGUUGAAUGCUGGAGCCCCCAGAAAUACGAUUGGUCUGGUUAUAGGGGUCUCUUCAACAUUGUACGCGAGUUCAAGCUAAAAUUACAGGUUGUAAUGGCAUUUCAUGAGUAUGGUAGAAGGGAGUCUGGUGAAGCCCUUAUUCCUCUUCCGAAGUGGAUUUUAGACAUUGGUAAAGAAAACCAGGACAUAUUCUUUACAGAUCGAGAAGGCAGGAGGAAUACGGAAUGCCUAUCUUGGGGCAUCGACAAAGAGAGAGUUCUGCAUGGAAGAACUGGUGUUGAGGUGUAUUUUGAUUUCAUGAGAAGUUUCCGUACCGAGUUUGAUGACUUGUUUGGUGAGGGUUAUAUUUCUGCUGUGGAGAUUGGACUUGGAGCUUCUGGGGAGCUAAAGUAUCCUUCCUUUUCAGAAAGGAUGGGAUGGAGAUAUCCUGGUAUUGGCGAGUUUCAGUGUUAUGAUAGAUACCUACAACAAAGUCUGCAGAAAGCAGCAAAAUUGCGUGGGCACUCAUACUGGGGUAGAGGACCAGAUAAUGCUGGUGAAUACAAUUCUCGGCCACAUGAAACUGGCUUCUUCUGUGAGCGUGGUGAUUAUGAUAGUUACUAUGGACGCUUUUUUCUUCAUUGGUAUGCCAAGACUCUAAUUGAUCAUGCAGAUAAUGUCCUAUCUCUUGCGACCCUUGCCUUUGAUGAAACAACAGUAAUUGUCAAGGUUCCUGCUGUCUAUUGGUGGUACAAAACUCCUAGCCAUGCAGCAGAGCUAACUUCUGGUUACUAUAAUCCUAGAAACCAAGAUGGGUAUUCUCCAGUGUUUGAAGUUCUGAAGAAACAUUCAGUGACAGUAAAAUUUGUUUGCUCAGCACCAAAUGAUGGUGAUGAAGCAUUGGGUGAUGCUGAAGGUUUGAGUUGGCAGGUCUUAAACUUAGCUUGGGAUCGAGGAUUGACUGUGGCUGGGGAAAAUGCACUGUCAUGCUAUGAUAGAGAAGGGUGCAUGAGAAUUGUUGAAAUGGUGAAGCCAAGGAAUGAUCCUGAUCGCCACCAUUUCACAUUCUUUGUAUAUCAGCAGCCACCUCCUCUAGUUCAAGGAACAGUUUGCUUUUCGGAGUUGGACUUUUUCAUCAAGUGCAUGCAUGGUGACAUGGCUGGGAAUAUGUUGUCGUGUUAGUAUAAAGAACUGACUUUCGUGGGAGAAUGUGACCAAAAUGGAUCUUAAUAUUACCUUUGCGGGUAGUAUUAUGCAAAGGUAAAGUAAAGAAUGAACACCGUUCAUUCAAUUGGGG
Molecule: messenger RNA, 2188 nt
Organism: Argentina anserina (silverweed cinquefoil)
Lineage: Eukaryota; Viridiplantae; Streptophyta; Magnoliopsida; Rosales; Rosaceae
Product: beta-amylase 8
Exons: 9
Coding region: 112-2073 (653 amino acids)
Biological process (GO): polysaccharide catabolic process
Molecular function (GO): beta-amylase activity
Source: RefSeq, a predicted model, not a curated record